UAUCCUGCUGGAUUUCUGUUGCUAAAAGAGAAACUGACCACAUGGGAAAAGGUAGAGGUUUCAGGCAGGGCAUUUCAGCGUGUGUUUACAGACAGUACUGACUUACUCAGCAAAUCCUGCUCACAGGAGCUGCAGCCAAUGAAGAGGCUAUAUCCCAGCUUGCUUGGGGGCUUCUGAGUUUGAGCUGCAUGCAGAAAUGUAAGGCACUGCUUCCUGGCGCUGAUGGCAAAAUGGGACCCAUCUCCAGUGAUUCCUCUGGCUUCCCAGCUCUGCAGAUCUGGGAGAGAACCUACAUAAACAUAUUGGUAAUGUAGCCAGCUUUAAAGGCCCAGGGAAUCCGUAUGGAUUCAGGAGACUGGUUUUUUAUGUAAAUUUUUAUUUUUUAUUUUUUGGGGAAGAUGAAAUGCUUCUCUCGUUACCUGCCUUACAUCUUCAGACCUCCGAACACCAUCCUCUCUUCCAGCUGCCACACGGAAGGCUCGGACCAUGGUGCCGUCCCACUGGCUCCCCUGCCCCCCUCUCCUGUGAAAUUGGCUGCGGGGAGGGAUCAUGGAUACUUGUCUGCCGGCUUCUGGUUCCCACGCAAGUAAGCCUGCUGUCAAUGGAGGAGGACAUUGAUACCCGCAAAAUCAACAACAGUUUCCUGCGCGACCACAGCUAUGCGACCGAAGCUGACAUUAUCUCUACGGUAGAAUUCAACCACACAGGAGAAUUACUAGCGACAGGGGACAAGGGGGGUCGGGUUGUAAUAUUUCAACGAGAGCAGGAGAGUAAAAAUCAGGUUCAUCGUAGGGGUGAAUACAAUGUUUACAGCACAUUCCAGAGCCAUGAACCCGAGUUCGAUUACCUGAAGAGCUUGGAAAUAGAAGAAAAAAUCAAUAAAAUAAGAUGGCUCCCUCAGCAGAAUGCAGCGUACUUUCUUCUGUCUACUAAUGAUAAAACUGUGAAGCUGUGGAAAGUGAGUGAGCGCGAUAAGAGGCCAGAAGGCUACAACCUGAAAGAUGAAGAGGGUCGGCUUCGGGACCCUUCCACCAUCACAACCCUGCGGGUGCCUGUCCUGAGACCCAUGGACCUGAUGGUGGAGGCCACACCACGAAGAGUGUUUGCCAAUGCGCACACAUAUCACAUCAACUCCAUAUCAGUCAAUAGCGACUAUGAAACCUACAUGUCAGCUGAUGACCUGAGGAUUAACCUGUGGAACUUUGAAAUAACGAAUCAAAGUUUUAAUAUCGUCGACAUUAAGCCAGCCAACAUGGAGGAGCUCACUGAGGUGAUCACGGCAGCCGAGUUCCACCCCCAUCACUGCAACACAUUUGUGUACAGCAGCAGCAAAGGGACAAUCCGGCUGUGUGACAUGAGGACAUCUGCCCUGUGUGACAGGCACACCAAAUUUUUUGAAGAGCCGGAAGAUCCAAGCAACAGGUCAUUUUUCUCUGAAAUCAUCUCUUCGAUUUCGGAUGUGAAGUUCAGCCACAGCGGGAGGUAUAUCAUGACCAGGGACUAUCUGACUGUUAAAGUCUGGGAUCUCAACAUGGAAAACCGCCCCAUCGAGACUUACCAGGUUCAUGACUACCUCCGCAGCAAGUUGUGCUCCCUCUACGAAAAUGACUGCAUUUUUGAUAAAUUUGAGUGUGUGUGGAAUGGGUCAGACAGCGUCAUCAUGACUGGCUCCUACAACAACUUCUUCAGGAUGUUCGACCGCAACACCAAGCGCGAUGUCACCCUUGAGGCCUCGAGGGAAAACAGCAAACCCCGGGCUAUCCUCAAACCCCGAAAAGUGUGCGUGGGGGGCAAACGGAGGAAAGACGAGAUCAGUGUUGACAGUCUGGACUUUAGCAAAAAGAUCUUGCAUACAGCUUGGCAUCCUUCAGAAAAUAUUAUAGCAGUGGCGGCUACAAAUAACUUAUAUAUAUUCCAGGACAAGGUUAACUAGGAGGACAAGUUAUUACUUAAUAAUCUCACAUACUGAAUACUAGACAUGUUUUUAAAUGUUUCUUUGGGUCUUCAUUUGAUGCAUUGACUUUAAUCUCCCUCCGCAGAAAACAAUUGGAAUAGAAUUAAAAGGAGUUCAACUUUCCAACCCCCAGUCCUAAGAAACUUUUGGUCAAACUCAGUAGGUUUGGGACACUUUUGUUUAGAAUUGAGAGCUGCCAGCUAACAGUAAUUCUCCCAUAGUUGACUUGAAUUUCUGAUGCUUUGAUUACCCGGUUUUCUCUGGUGGGUCCAGUGUUUUGUUCCUAGGUGUCUGCUGAGAUAAAAUGAGGUUGUCUGUAGUACUUAAGGAGAAAAGAGAUAAGUUUUUUUUUUAAUUAAGCAAUUCCAUUUGAUUGAAAAAUCAACAAAAAAUAAACACCGUUUACUCU
Molecule: messenger RNA, 2363 nt
Organism: Chrysochloris asiatica (Cape golden mole)
Lineage: Eukaryota; Metazoa; Chordata; Mammalia; Afrosoricida; Chrysochloridae
Gene: PPP2R2B
Product: protein phosphatase 2, regulatory subunit B, beta
Exons: 10
Coding region: 404-1933 (509 amino acids)
Biological process (GO): peptidyl-serine dephosphorylation
Cellular component (GO): protein phosphatase type 2A complex; cytosol
Molecular function (GO): protein phosphatase regulator activity; protein binding
Source: RefSeq, a predicted model, not a curated record